UGUCCACGGAAAAUGGGUCAACUUCCCGGUAAAUCAUCGCACAAGAGAAUAUAUUUAGCCAGACAUAAUUUGGGGAGGGUAAUUCGAGGUUUUCGAUUCCGGAGAGGGUAGAAGACCCGCUAUACGGUGUUAAUGCUUGCUAGGAGCGAGCUAAUGGAUAGCAGGGGGGGUCGCGGCACAGCCUUUUGUUGUGGGCUGCCGCAUACAACGUGGGCAGGCGGCCGCAGUAGUGGAGCAGCAGCAGCGGUUAAAGACACGGGACAACAUGCACGCCGCCAACUUAAAGCCAUGUCAGUGCUUACCAUGAUGUUUGCAGGGGUAGCUUUACUACUGCUAUCCCUGUCUAUUGUCUCAGCUAGGGCGCCACAGUGUUGCUCGGAUUUGACACGACACAGCCCUUGUCGAUAUGCCUGCGAACAGUUAUCGGUGACUGGAAGUCAAAAUGGACAAUUACAACAGUUGGUGAAUGCUGGAGAGCACUGUACACAAGAAGUAGAUCUUCAGGCAUUCUGGGAUUGUGUCAAUACUUCAUUGUCAGUGUUGUCUGAUCUGGAGGCGUGGCCUGGACGAUUAUGCUGUGACCGGGUCGUGUCGACCUACUGUAAGGAUGCCUGCCAACAGGCCACAUCCCUGGAGCAGUUGGAUAACAAGUGUCGCCGUAGCGAUGAACUUGGUUUCUAUAGUUGUUACAAGAGACAAAAAGCUGCGGAGCAGUGCUGUAGUCAGGCAAACACACUAAACUGUAAAACAGCGUGUCAUAAUGUGUACCUUAAUGACCGCAUGUCGAGUCGCGACCAACAGGAAGUGGUCAGGAAUCGCUGUGGCGAAGCGAGCCCCCUAGUGGUCAGAUGUGUACAGAACCAAACCAGAUCAAGCCCUGCCACAGACCCACAGAAAAGUCUACCAUGCUGUGAUAGGGCAGAGUCUAAGAAGUGUCAAUCAAAGUGUCGUUCCAUCCUGGUUACCUUGGCGACAGAGCAGGAGAUCAUGGAUGAGUUAAUCCAAAGCUGUGGAUCCCCAUCUCCGAUAGAUCCCAUGUGGCAGUGUUUCUUGUCUCGGUCAGAAAGAGGUGGACCACCUGUAAAUACAACAAAGAUUGUCAUAGAUGGGGUCAAACUUCAGUGUUGUUCUAAAGCCUCGGACAGCAAGUGUCGCAAUUUGUGUGUGCAGACAUACAGUCGUGGCUGGGCAGUCACUUGGAAUGAUUUCAACCACCUAUGUCUGGAUCACAAGCCUACAUCACCUCUCAAAAUCUGCCUGGAUGAAGUUGAGGAGCCAUGUCAGUUUGGAUGUAGUGGCCUGGAUUUUUGUUCAAACUUCAACAACCGUCCGUCGGAGUUGUUCCGCAGUUGUAAUGCUCAAGCCGAUCAAGCAGCCGAGGCAUACGUGAAGGCGUGGCAGAGCAAACGCAUCAUUCUACCUCAGAUGAUCAUACCUGUCAAAGACAUUCGUUAUUGUGAACCAGAGAAGUGGAAGGCCAUUGCGUGUUCCCUGCAGCUCAAACCGUGUAGAGGCCGUCCAGGACGUAUAGCAUUCUGCUGGGAUGACUGUAUGGAGAUCCUAACACAGUGUAUAGAUCCGAAGCGGCUCCACUCCCAGCAGACCGUAAAGACGCUGUGUAUGAACCUGGCCCCACGUAAUCUGCACGAUGAGUGUGUCUCCAUCAAGCAGUACCUGGCCCCCAGUCCAGUUGACAGUCGUGAGUCAGAGGUGACCAAUCCGUGUCGAUCCAACCCCUGUCUCGAAGGUCAAGUGUGUCAGAUUAAUCGGCGCAAGUGUCGCCAUGCCGAUAGGUGCCCCUCCUACGUCUGCAAACCAGGUUGUAACAUGGGGGAAGUGUCUAAUUUCCGGGUACCCCAGAAUUCCUAUGUGCGCAUUCCCAGGGCAAAUGGGAAACUGAACUGUCACGAGGUGUAUUACUGUACACAUCGCGGAGAGCUGGAGUUCAAGACAAAGAUGACGUGCGAUGUCGUCAAAAACUGUGGCAUAUCUGACAGUUCAAUUGCAGCCCACAGCUCUCACAUGACGAUUGACUGUAAUGAGUGUGUGUGUCAGGGUGGGGAGGUUUUCUGUACAAAGCGUCACUGUCCUGCCAAGCAGGUGGAAAGCACGGCUUACACAGGUUUGCCAUGCAACUGUAACCCGGCACAGUAUCAGCCAGUUUGCUCUGUCAGUGGGAAGACUUACCCUAGUGCCUGUUUGGCUAAGUGCGCAGGUAUUGGAGAGAACAGAUUCCAUCCUGGGUCGUGCGCAGAGUCAGAUCCCUGUGCUGUUAACCCUUGCAGUGCAGGAUUCAGUUGUGUCAGAAGACCUCAGGUGUGUCUCAGUCUUAGGACAGUGCCCUGUAAGCAGUACCAAUGUGUUGCGGAGACUUUGAUGUGCAACCACCAUCACCAUGACGAAGUGUGUGACAAUGACGGAGUGGAGUACACUAACAUGUGCCUGUUGCGUCUACACCAGAGGAAGUUGCAUCACUGGGGGCACUGCCUGCAAAACUGUGAUAUGACAGUCAAGGUGUGUGGCCAUGAUGGGGAGACCUACUCCAGCGAGUGCACGGCCAUGGCCUCCUGGACAACAGUCGACUAUUACGGUCCCUGCCAGGCAGUGGGCAAAGUGUCUGCUGACAAUUCUGACAGUUAUCGGUGUGAUAAGGUACAGUGUCGCCCCCUGAAGCCGGCCUCGUGUAAUGGAAUUAUCCCCCCUGGUGGCUGCUGUCCUGUUUGUGCUACGGAACUCCAGCUGCUGUUCAGUGAGGAGAUGGUGGAAAAGGUGUCCCGUACCAUCCACAGACCUCUGACCAUACAGAACAUCACCAGUAAGCUGUCUGAGUUCCUCACCAUCUCCGAGUGUGGCGUCUUCGGAUACAUCAGCAUCGAGGGCACCAUUAUUACAUUAUUUAUGCCUGUGACAGCAGAGCCGACAGCACUUCAGCUGGAAGCUUGCAAUCAUGAGGCUCAACGAAUUCAACGUUUCCUUCAAAUGUCAAGCCCCAAUGUAAUGACACAUUUGGCUUUGACGCCUAUACUGAUGCCUAAGAACACAUUGAGGACUUCUAACAUUACCUUGGUCACAGAGUCCAAUAGCGGACAGACUACAUUAUCAUGGACACUCACACUGAUGAGCAGUGUAUUGUUGUCGUUGAUGUUGUUUUACCUUCAGUGUGAUGGGGUCAGUGUGCGGUGACGAAGGUGUGGACUUUGCCCUGUAAGUGUUGGCACAAUCUCUGUGAAAGAGCUUGAAAUUGUGUGAGGUGUGUGAAAUGAAACACUGCAAAGACUAAUUCUCCAGUCACAAAGUGAAGGAAAAAAACGAGUGUUCAAGGAACGUCAAUGAAGAGUGAUUAUUUUGUAUUGCCUGUUGCACACGCGUUUUACAAACAGUAUUGGAUGCGAUAUGAUCGUGUAUAAAGCUAAUGCCAGUACAAAAUGCAAGAGCUUGUUUGCUCAGAUUCUGUACUGUGUAAUUCUAGGCAAGUUCACAUGCUAUGCUGUACACCACCAUCAUUCUGAGGUCAUAGAGGUCAUGCAGAAUAGACCGAUCAUGAUGUCUGCUGUCAUCGUGCUGAGCCUGUUGCCAUUUUGCGGAGUCGCCUGCCAUCGUGCUGAGUCGCCUGCCAUCUUGCGAAGU
This is a messenger RNA of Liolophura sinensis, 3627 nucleotides long. RefSeq names its product reversion-inducing cysteine-rich protein with Kazal motifs-like. Gene Ontology annotation, cellular component: plasma membrane. The record is from RefSeq and is a predicted model, not a curated record. Gene Ontology annotation, biological process: extracellular matrix organization. The transcript has 24 exons. NCBI's taxonomy places the organism in Eukaryota, Metazoa, Mollusca, Polyplacophora, Chitonida, Chitonidae. The coding region runs from base 133 to 3183 and encodes 1016 amino acids. Gene Ontology annotation, molecular function: protein binding; metalloendopeptidase inhibitor activity.